AUGGAUUGCUUCACUGCGUGUUCCUCGGCAUCCACGGAUGUGAACCCCUAUGACACCAAAUGGAAGAAGAGUGCAGAGUACCCACCAGACAAGGAUUCCCAAUGGGAAGGCCGACAGUGGGAAAGGGAUGAGUGGAAAAUGGCGCACAAUGCCCUCCGUGGUGAGAUGAAAGAUUUGCACGCGGCGAUCAUGGCCGGAGUGGAGCGAGGUUCCUUGAAGGCGCAUGAAGUGAACGCUCUCCAAGACGCCUGGGUUCAGCACAAGGAGCAUCUUUUGUCCAAUCACCAGAACAAGGCAGAGAUCGUCAUGGGCGCUUUGAGCGAACGCAUCAAUGUGGGCGAGAAGAUGGUGAAUGAGCACAAGAAGGUCAGCAAGAAGAUGGAUGAACUCGACCAGGCCUUUGCAUCCCUCCAGGUCUUGUCAUCACCCGAUGGCUUGUUGCGGAGCUUCGGGACGUACCAAGAGGAGCUGUUGAAAGUACUCGACUAUGAAGAGCACAAUGAGCUGAUCCUCAUGCGCUACUUCUUUGCACCUCAGGAAUUUCGGCCCGUGGUUGAAGCGAUUCUCAGCAAGACUCCUGCUUCUGCGGUGGGUAGUUUGAUCUACUACGCUGGUGAUGAGGAGUUCUUUGAGUUCAUGAAGCAAGAGGGGAUGUCAACAUUUUCGUGGUAUUGGGAGCUGAGGGGCAAGCGCAACAAGUUCGAGGACAACUUCGUCCAACCUUUGCAAGCUGUGGCAAGUGGUGCCCAGACGAACACGUGCGGAUUGUGUUGA
Durusdinium trenchii is the source of this 774-nucleotide messenger RNA. Lineage: Eukaryota; Dinophyceae; Suessiales; Symbiodiniaceae. The record is from the annotation of a GenBank genome assembly.